Messenger RNA from Rhipicephalus sanguineus (brown dog tick), 720 nucleotides. Its product is annotated as trafficking protein particle complex subunit 2-like protein. The coding region runs from base 247 to 663 and encodes 138 amino acids. Gene Ontology annotation, biological process: endoplasmic reticulum to Golgi vesicle-mediated transport. The transcript is spliced from 4 exons. NCBI's taxonomy places the organism in Eukaryota, Metazoa, Arthropoda, Arachnida, Ixodida, Ixodidae. Gene Ontology annotation, cellular component: cytoplasm; nucleus; TRAPP complex. The record is from RefSeq and is a predicted model, not a curated record.
ACGGUCCCUUCGGAGUGGCGGCAGGAAGCACGGGAAGUGUUUUCUUGCUGCUGGGAUUUCACCGCGUGACCGCGUCUCGUCCGUCACGCCAAGUUUUGAAGGGCUGCGGUGAACUCACUACUUCAUCUUUUUGGUCGUUUGUACUAACAAGAUGCGCUACGUUUACUAAGUGGGAAGACGCGUCAACUGCCCGGCUAAGGAACCGGUACAGAAGCUUGUGUCCCGCGUCGUUUCAAGAAAAGUGCGAUGGCUGUUGCCGUGGCUGUGAUUGGCAAAGAGAAUUCUCCGCUGUUUGUAAAGACUGUGACACCAUGCAAUGAGCUCAAAUUUCUGUAUACUAUACACACUUCAUUGGAUGUUGUCGAGGAAAAAAUAUCUCCUGGGAACAAGAGCUCUGGAGAUGUUCGGGAGCUGUACUUGGGGUUGCUGUACCCCACAGAGGACUAUAAAGUUUAUGGAUAUGUGACAAACACUAAAACCAAGUUCAUAGUAAUUGUGGAAACCUCACGUACAACUCUCCGUGAUAAUGAAAUCCGACAGAUGUUUCACAAACUUCAUGCUUCAUACUGUGACGUUGUUUGCAAUCCCUUCUAUGUUCCUGGUGACCAGAUAGUCUCCAGGUCAUUUGACAGUACAGUCAAUGGGAUAAUGACCGGAGAGUGACUUAUGAAGAUGCUCACCUUUGUAGUAAAGGAAAAAAUAAAUAUAUGCUGCCAACAA